GGACCGCAGGACUCGGGGACGGCGGUGUGACCCCCGAGAGCCUCCCGUGUGCGAGGCAGCGCUGGGCAGCGCUGGGUGCCUGCAGUGCCGGGAGGAGGCUGCGGGCGCCGCUGCUGACCGAGAGGAGCGAGAGGAGAUGGGAGCGCUGCCGGCAGCCCCGCCCGCUGCGGAGCUCGCUCGGUCGCUCUCGCGGUCUGUCUCUGCGGCGGACGGCCUGCGAUCAUCCCCGCCGGGAGGAACUGUGCAGCGGAGAGAUAGAGUGGCCGGCAGCAGCGGCUGUGAGAGGCGAGCCGGAGAGUGAGCGGGAAUUGGAGCAGGAUCGACAUUAGCGCGGCGGAGAUGUGCGCGGCGGGGAGGCGCUGGGGCCGGCGGCAGCGAGCUCUGCUCUGGGCCGUCCUGCUGGCGGCGUGGGAGGCGGCGUGGGGGCAGCUGCGCUACUCGGUGCCCGAGGAGAUGCCCAAGGGCUCCUUCGUGGGCGACGUGGCCAACGACCUGGGGCUGCAGCUGCCGGAGAUCCGAGACCGCGGCGCCCGCAUUGUUUCCGAAGGUAGGACGCAGUAUUUUGCUCUGCACGGGAAGACGGGACAUUUAGUGACGGCGGAGAGGAUCGACAGAGAGCAGCUGUGCGAGAGUGUGCAGCAAUGCGUGCUGCGCUGUGAGCUGAUCGUGGAGGGAGAGAUGCAAGUGUACGGAAUCCAAGUGGAGAUCACGGACAUUAACGACAACGAGCCGAGCUUUCGAGUAGCGGAAAAAGAAUUGAGAGUGAGCGAGACGACAGCCCCGGGGUCGCGGUUUCCCCUGCCUGAUGCUCAUGAUCCGGACUCGGGCCGGAAUUCCCUGCAGAGCUACGAGCUGAGCGGUGACGAGCACUUCUCGCUGGCCGUGCAGGCGGGCCCCGGCGGCGAUCAGCGUCCCGAGCUGGUGCUGGCCAAGGCGCUGGACCGGGAGGAGGCGGCGUUUCACGAGCUGGUGCUGAGGGCGAGCGACGGCGGCGAUCCGGCACGGACGGGCACGGCUCGGAUCCGUGUGACGGUGGUGGACGUGAACGACAACGCGCCCGUGUUCAGCCAGGCGGAGUACACGGUGCGUGUGCCCGAGGACGUGCCCGUGGGCUCUGUCCUCGUCACCGUCACGGCCACGGACGCCGAUGAGGGGCUGUACGGGCUCGUGAAAUACUCGAUUGAGAAAAUGUCAGAGAAAGCAUCGCAGAUUUUCCAACUGGACGGCGACACGGGAGCUAUCAGCCUGUUACAGAGCCUGGAUUUCGAGGAGGACGAUUCUUACGAACUAGGGGUGCAGGCACAUGACGGGGGCGGCCUUUUUCACACGACAAAAGUCGUGGUCACUGUGACAGACGUCAACGACAAUGCGCCCGAGAUUUCAGUGCGGUCAGCACUGAGCGAGAUCUCUGAGGAUGCUCCAUCGGGAACUGUUAUUGCCCUGCUGCACGUGAGGGACAAGGACUCGGGGGCCAACGGCGCCGUGCGCUGCUCACUCGAAAAGGACGUCCCGUUCCGGCUGGAGAAGUCCUUUGAUGAUUACUACCGCGUGGUGACAGCGAGAGAGCUGGACCGAGAGCAGGUGUCGGAGUACAAGGUGACGGUGCGGGCGGCGGACGGCGGGUCGCCGGCGCUGCAGAGCAGCGCGGUGCUGGCGCUGCGGGUGCUGGACGUGAACGACAACGCGCCGGUGUUCGCGGAGGAGCGCUACAGCGCGCGGCUGGCGGAGAACAACGCGGCGGGCGCGCUGGUGCUGAGGGUGCUUGCGACGGACGCGGACGCGGGGCAGAACGCGCGCGUGCGGUACCGGCUGCGGGAGGGGCGGGUGCGGGGCGCGCCGCUGUCGUCGUACGUGUCGGUGCAGGCGGAGACGGGCGCGCUGUACGCGCUGCGCUCCCUGGACUACGAGCAGGUGCGCGAGCUGCAGCUGUGGGUGGUUGCGGAGGACGGCGGCGCGCCGGCGCUGAGCGGCAACGCGUCGGUGCGGCUGCUGAUCGCGGAUGAGAACGACAACGCGCCGCGGGUGCUGUACCCGCCGGCGGGCGCGGGCUCGGGCGGCGCGUGGUCGGGCGUGGAGCUGGCGCCGCGCGGGUCGGAGGCCGGCGCGCUGGUGGCCAAGGUGGUGGCGGUGGACGCGGACGCGGGGCAGAACGCGUGGCUGUCGUACGAGCUGGCCAAGGCCACGGAGCCGGGGCUGUUCCGCGUGGGGCUGCACAGCGGCGAGGUGCGCACGGCGCGCUCGCCGCUGGCCCGCGACGCGGCGCGCCACAGCCUGGUGGUGGUGGUGAAGGACCACGGGCGGCCGGCGCUGUCGGCCACGGCCACGCUCAGCGUGCUGCUGGCCGACAGCGUGGCCGAGCUGCUGGCCGAGCUGGGCGGCGCGGCCGAGGCGGCGGCGCCGGGCGAGCCGGCCGGCGGCCUGACGCGCUGGCUCGUGCUGGCCGUGGCCGCCGUCUCCUGCCUCUUCCUCGCCUUCCUGCUGCUGCUGCUGGCGCUGCGCCUGCGGCGCUGGCGCCGCCGCCAGCUGCUGCCGCCCGCCGCCGCCGCCGCCUUGCGCGGCGUGCCCGUCUCGCACUUCGCGGGCAUCGACGGCGUGCGCGCCUUCCUGCACUCCUACUCGCACGACGUGUCGCUCACGGCCGACUCGCGCAAGAGCCACCUGCGCUUCUCCCGCGACAGCUGCUGCGACACCCUCCCGGCGCGGCCGCUGCCCGACGAGCCCAAGCCGCUGCUCGGCGACGAGGAUUCUGCCGGCCUUUGUCCCCAGGACCCCGCCUCACUCCCGGUGAGUUACACGCGCCGGAAGCUAAAAUUUCGUUCGGCGACGCUGUCGUUCGUCUCACCACGGGGUGAUGGACGUAUAAGCCAGUUUUGGAGGAGAUAG
Molecule: messenger RNA, 2883 nt
Organism: Hirundo rustica (Barn swallow)
Lineage: Eukaryota; Metazoa; Chordata; Aves; Passeriformes; Hirundinidae
Product: protocadherin gamma-A2-like
Exons: 1
Coding region: 340-2883 (847 amino acids)
Biological process (GO): homophilic cell-cell adhesion
Cellular component (GO): plasma membrane
Molecular function (GO): calcium ion binding
Source: RefSeq, a predicted model, not a curated record